CUGGACGGCCCAGCCCUUCCUCUGUUUCCCCUGCGGGCAGUUCAGACCAUGGGAGGCCCCCGCCGCCGCAGCUUCCUUCUCCUCCUUCAAGUGCUGGGCGUCUCGCUGAUUCUGUUGGAAGUUGGAUCCCAGAAAACCAGUGACUGUGCUCGCUGGUGCCCUCCGAAAUCCACGUGUGUCAAUGCCACCACCUGUCGCUGCUCCCCGGGAUUCAUUUCUUCGUCAGGGGAGAUGUUCACCAGCCGCUUGGAGAGCUGUGAUGACAUCAACGAGUGUGGACCAUCCUCGGCAGUGUCCUGUGGAAAAUUUGCAGAUUGCCAGAACACAGAGGGGAGCUUCUACUGCACGUGCAUCCAAGGAUAUGAGCUUGCUUCCCAGGCAAGAACGUUCAGGAAUGAGAGUGAGAACACGUGUCAAGAUGUGGACGAAUGUCAGCUGAAACCCCGAAUCUGUAAAAGCCGCGGCAUCUGCACCAACACCCAGGGCAGCUACACCUGCGAGUGCCCGCCUGGCUUGGAGCUCAGCCUGGGCGACCCGAAUCUGUGCACAGAUGUGAAUGAAUGCACGUCAGGGCAGAACCCAUGUCACAACUCCACCGACUGCCUCAACAACAUUGGGGGCUAUGAGUGCCGCUGCCGCCCUGGCUGGAAGCCAGUUCCUGGGUCCCCCAAUGGCCCCAAGGACACCGUCUGUGAAGAUGUGGAUGAGUGCAGCUCUGGGCAGCCUAUGUGCCACGAGUCCACCAUCUGCAUCAACACCGUGGGCUCGUACAAAUGCCGCUGUCGCCGGGGCUGGGAGCCCAAACCCGGAUUCCAGAAUAGGCAGCCCAACACCACCUGUGAAGAGAUGUCCUUCCCCACCUGGACCCCACCCCCUGGAAUCAAGAGCCAGAGCAUGUCCCACUUCUUUGAAAGAGUCCAAGAACUGCACAGAGACUUCAAGCCAGCCUUGGCUCAGGACACCAUGCAGGACCUCAUCAAGUCAGUGGAUGAGAUGCUGGAGGCCCCCAGGGACCUGGAGACCCUGCCCCUGCCUGAGAGGCACCUCAUGGCCACCCACUUCCUCUUGGGCUACGAAGCAGUCCUGAGGACGCUGGCCAAGGCCAUGCCUGGAGCCUCCUUCACCUAUCUCUCCCCUUCGAACACAGAGCUAUCCCUGAUGAUCCAGGAGCGUGGGGAUGGAAACAUCACCAUGGGUCAGAGCCAUGCACGGAUGCUGCUGGACUGGGCUGUGGCGACUGGAGCCAGGGAUUCGGGCCCCACCGUGAUGGGUAUCCUCUCCAGCUGCAACAUGCAGAAAUUGCUAGCCAACGCCUCCUUGGAGCUGGAGCCUGAGAAGAAAGUUGAGCUGAACAAAAUCCACCAAAGUCCUUUCCGUGGCGCCGAGCCUAGGCUCCUCUCGGCAGUCAACUUGGUCUUUCUGAGCAACACAAACACAGAGAAACUUGACUCCCCCGUCACCUUUGCCUUCUCCCACCUGCCGGAGACACCUGGGCCACGGCAGGAGCUGAUCUGUGCAUUCUGGAAGAGUGACGGCAACAGCAGUGGGCACUGGGCCAUGACAGGCUGCCAGACCCUGGGCACCAGGAAUGGCAGCACCACCUGCCGGUGCAACCACCUGAGCAGUUUUGCCAUCCUCAUGGCCCACUAUGACAUAGAGGACCAGAAGCUGGCCCUGAUCACCAAGCUGGGGCUGGUGCUGUCGCUAGUCUGCCUGCUGCUGUGCAUCCUCACCUUCCUGCUGGUGCGGCCCAUCCAGGGCUCGCGCACCACCGUGCACCUGCACCUCUGCAUCUGCCUCUUCGUGGGCUCCGCCAUCUUCCUGGCGGGCAUCGAGAACGAAGGCGGCCAGGUGGGGCUGCGCUGCCGCCUGGUGGCGGUACUACUGCAUUACUUCUUCCUGGCCGCCUUCUGCUGGAUGAGCCUCGAGGGAGUAGAGCUCUACUUCCUGGUGGUGCGCGUGUUCCAGGGCCAGGGCCUGAGCAAGUGGCAGCUCUGCCUGAUCGGCUACGGGGUGUCCCUGCUCAUCGUGGGCAUCUCCGCGGCCGUCAACAGCGAGGGCUAUGGCCGCACCCUCUAUUGCUGGUUGAACCCAGCCCGUGGCUUCCUCUGGAGCUUCCUGGGACCUGUGACCUUCAUCGUUCUGUGCAAUGCUGUGGUCUUCGUGACUACUGUCUGGAAGCUCACUCAGAAGUUUUCGGAGAUCAACCCAGACAUGAAGAAACUAAAGAAGGCCAGGGUGCUGACCAUCACGGCUGUGGCUCAGCUCUUUGUGCUGGGCAGCACCUGGGUCUUCGGCCUCUUCCUCUUCAACCCGCAGAGCUGGCUGCUCUCCUACACCUUCACCGUCCUCAACUGCCUGCAAGGCCUCUUCCUCUUCGUGCUCCACUGCCUGCUCAACAAGAAGGUGAGGGAGGAAUACAGAAGGUGGGCCGGCAGGGUCACAGCGAACAGGUACUCGGAGUUCACCACAUCCACGUCUGGCACCAGCCACAAUCAGACCCAGGCCCACAGGCCCUCCGAGUCCGGUAUGUGACAGCGCGGGUCUGGCCAGGCCCGUAGCUCCUGCGGCCUCAGCAGCUUUUGCACGUGCUAAAGACUGUCCCCUCCUCCUUCACCACUCUGCUCCCUCUGCCCUCCUGCCUUGGCCCCCACGUGCAUCAUAGAAAGCAGGGGGCAGCAGCUGUAGUCUGGCACCGAACCCCAGAACACCCAGCCAGGUGGGGAGUUGGACCUGCCGGGCCUGCUUCUGGCGGCCUCUUGGCUGCACUCCAGCCGGGACCCAACAUGAGGGCAGCAGCUGGCCCGGGGCUGCAGCCCGUCCCUGCUACACAGGCCUGGACAGAUGGAAGACUCCCGUGCCCGGCCUGGCCUUUCCCCUCAUCUGUCUUUGCCACAGAACGAGAGGCCAGGGUGCUGGGGCCCAAGGUGCCCCUUAAGCUAAGACUGAGGCCAGGGGUGGGAGAAGGGCAGGGGCCCUCCUAGCCCCAGUGCCUGAGGUUCACGGUACAGAGGCCCAUCUGCCCCUGGAGGCAGAAGGCUCUCGCUGUUGUGAAGGUUGUGGAUACUGUAUGGUUUUUUUUUAAUCUGUAUAAAGCUUUCAAUGUUGACACUUAAAAAUUAAAUAUCACACUGAUAACAGAA
This is a messenger RNA of Neomonachus schauinslandi (Hawaiian monk seal), 3143 nucleotides long. RefSeq names its product adhesion G protein-coupled receptor E5 (gene ADGRE5). The transcript has 20 exons. Gene Ontology annotation, molecular function: G protein-coupled receptor activity; calcium ion binding. The record is from RefSeq and is a predicted model, not a curated record. Gene Ontology annotation, cellular component: membrane. The coding region runs from base 49 to 2535 and encodes 828 amino acids. Gene Ontology annotation, biological process: cell surface receptor signaling pathway; adenylate cyclase-activating G protein-coupled receptor signaling pathway. Lineage: Eukaryota; Metazoa; Chordata; Mammalia; Carnivora; Phocidae.